Molecule: messenger RNA, 1800 nt
Organism: Neltuma alba
Lineage: Eukaryota; Viridiplantae; Streptophyta; Magnoliopsida; Fabales; Fabaceae
Exons: 1
Coding region: 1-1800 (599 amino acids)
Molecular function (GO): zinc ion binding
Source: RefSeq, a predicted model, not a curated record
AUGAAUUCAAUAAAGUGGAAGGGUUUGGUUAUCGGAGAAGGACAGAUUUUUCCUAAUGCAGUGGCUCUUAGGCAAGCACUGUAUAGGUACAGUAUUGCUGUGAAGUUUUCAUACAAGUUUGUGAAGAACAAUCAACAAAAGAUCAUUGUGAAGUGUAUGGCGGAGGGAUGCCCGUGGUAUAUGGGUGCAUACUCAAUGGGACAAAGACAAGAUUCUGAGUUGUUAAUAAUUAGAACCUUAAGAAGUGAGCAUGUGCAUUAUGCACAGGACAGCUUGGUUGUAUCUCACUCUAGAGGGUCAAACUUAACAUCAUCAAUCAUGAUAGAUUCUUUGAGGUGUAAUAUAGACAAGAAUGCUAAUGAACUUAGAAGAGAUCUGUAUAGAGAAUAUGGGGUGCGACUGAAUUAUAGUCAAGCAUACAGGGGUAGAGAAAGAGCAUUGAGGGAAAUACAUGGUCGUGCACAGGAUUCAUACAUGGCGAUUCCCUGGAUUUGUCAAAGGCUCAUUGAAACUGAUCCAAACACAAGUGCUCGAUGGGAAGGGUUGGAUAGUAACAGAUUUCAGAGGGUGUUCAUUGCUUAUGGAUGCUCAAUUAAUGGAUUUUUAGAAGGGUGUCGACAUAUACUUUAUAUAGACGGCUGUCAUCUAAGUGGUCCUUACAGGGGGACAUUGAUUUCAGCUAAUGCAUAUGAUGCAGACAAUGAACUAUUUCCAUUAGCAUAUGCUAUAGUUAGUGGGGAGACAUAUGAUGAUUGGGCUUGGUUUCUCCAGAACAUCAAAGACAUCACAAGAUCAGUGGAGACAACGAUAGUUUCAGAUCGGAAUAAUGCCAUUAUAGGUGCUGUGCGAACAAUAUUUGGUGGCGAGAGACAUGCUUUUUGUUAUAGGCAUGUGAAAGAAAAUUUUAGUGCACAUUAUUUAAAAAUUAACCGAGGCAGGGGACGAGUUUCAGGUACUUCAAAGGACGUUGCAUUGAAAAUGCUGGAUGGAAUCGCCUAUGCAAGGAUUGAGGAUGAAUAUGUUGCUGCAAUGGGGAAACUUAGAUCAUUCUGUCCACAAUUGGCUGAUUGGGUUGACACUCAAGGAGAUGUAGAUCGGUGGGCUUUAAGCAAAUUCCCGUUUAAGCGAUGGGAUAACAUCACUACUAAUGUUGCGGAGUCGUUUAAUGCCUGGAUUUUGAAGGAGAGGAAGCACAAUGUGUCAGUUCUCAUACAUGAGCAUAUGGAGAAAUUAGCCAAGAAGAUGGUUGCAAGCAAAAUGGCAAUGGAAAAUUGGACAAAUGGCGUUGGGCCAAAUAUUGAGUCCAAGUUGCAAGAAAAAGUAGCAAGAGCGGAGAAUAUGCAUACUGUAUAUUAUGGAGAUAACCGAGUUCAAGUUGAUACUACAUCUCCUACUGGAAUAAUUUGUGUCACUGUUGAUCUCACAGCUCAGAAAUGCACUUGUUUAGCAUGGCAAAUGAGCGGACUACCUUGUGCUCAUGCCUGUGCAGCGAUAAAGCUACUUCAUGGUAGUGUUUAUGAAUUUGUAGAUGAUUGCUAUAAGCUGUCAGCCCAAGAGAAGAUAUAUGCAAGUAGUAUGAGGCCAAUUGCGACACAUGAUUGUCCUCGUCCCGAAGCUCUCACCGUUACGCAGAUGAUGACGGGAACAUUUUUACAGCCACCAAUCACUAAAAGACCCUCAGGGAGGCCAAAGAAAAGAAGGAUUGAAUCUCAAUUUCAAAGUAAAAAACUUUACCACUGUGGAAGAUGCCAUGAGCCAGGCCACACUGUGAAGACUUGCCAGAACCCCAAUCCAAGUUGA